Messenger RNA from Acytostelium subglobosum LB1, 999 nucleotides. RefSeq lists its product as hypothetical. Lineage: Eukaryota; Evosea; Eumycetozoa; Acytosteliales; Acytosteliaceae. The annotation marks the transcript as partial. Gene Ontology annotation, molecular function: alpha-1,3-mannosylglycoprotein 2-beta-N-acetylglucosaminyltransferase activity. The record is from RefSeq and is a predicted model, not a curated record. Gene Ontology annotation, cellular component: Golgi apparatus. The transcript has 2 exons.
AUGAUUACCAACUAUACCUAUGUCAACAAGAUAAUACCAAGAUGGGGACCAAACUAUUUACCAUGGGAUGUACACGUCCAGAAUGCAAUGGAUCCACAUGAUGUAUGCAUCUAUCCAGAUAUACCAAGAACAUAUCAUUCUCCAAAACUAUUAAGAGACUUUCAAUCAAUAUAUGAUGGAGAGGAUGAAGUUGAUAUAUGGUCAUAUUAUCAAUUUAAUAUUAAUGAUAUGAUGUUGGAUAUAUGGAAUGGAUUAGAUUUGUCGUAUUUACUCAAAGUUAACUAUGAUACCUAUAUCGACAAUCAACUAAAGUCAUCAAUAGUGGUACAAUCAUUGGAUGUCAUACCAUUUUUGGACAAAGGAUCAAUAUCAACUAGUUAUGCUCUACCAAUUGAUGAUGUCACUUCAGAUACUGAUCAAUCAUGGGACAAGUAUCUUCAUAAGCUUGGACUAACUGGAAGAGGAAAUGGUGGUGCAGUCAGAUGUAUAUAUCAAGGAGUAAUCACAUCAUCUUAUAUUGGAUCAGUGGUAUAUUACAUUGGCAAAUACUCUAGACAUUACAAAUCAUUGAACAAUAAUCAUAUGGUCACUAUCGAUGAUGUUGCCAAUGGACUUGACUUUGACCCAUCAAUCACAUCGAUCAAGUCACUUGGUAUCCUAAACAAGUUGAUGAGAGACAGCACUCUCAAGUCAAUAGUUGCAGGUCCUGGUCAUUCAUGUAAAGAGGCAUGUUCAACACAAUCUAAACAAUGUUUGGAAUCUGAUCAACUUCUACUUCUGGAUGACAUGUCUACAUUAUAUCGAUUCGAAACAGUAUGUGACAAGGUUAUUGUGGCCAAGGAUGAUCAGAUCAAUGGCUGGCCAAUCAGAUAUAGCAACUAUACUUGUAGUAUUCCAUUGAGACCAUCUAGGUUGAGCUGCCUACAUCAUCCACCCACUCUAGAGUUUAGUGAAGUUACAAGUCACUUCCUAUGUAUAUGUAGAGACAACAACAACAAC